UCUACAAAUUCAGUGUCAACUGUGAAAAGCAAAAGAAUGGCAGAAGAAGAGAUGAAGCUGUUUCGGUCAUGGUCAAGUCCAUUUGGCAUGAGGGUGGUACACGCGCUGAAGAUCAAAGGUUUACAAUAUGAAACAAUACUGGAAGAUCUAUCCAACAAGAGUGCUUCACUCCUCAACUACAAUCCCAUACACAAAAAAAUACCCGUUUUCGUUCACAACGGAAACCCGAUUUGCGAAUCCCUCGUAAUUCUCGAAUACAUCGACGAGACGUGGACGCAAUCUCCUCUCUUGCCCCAAGAUCCUUACGCCAAAUCCACGGCUCGAUUCUGGGCUAAAUUCGGCGAUGACAAGGUUAUGCCAUCAAUUUGGAGUGUGUUUACAUCUCAAGGGGACGCGAGAGAGGAAGCCAUCGUGCAAGCGAAAACGAACCUUGAAUUCUUGGAAGAGGAGAUAAAAGGGAAGAAGUUCUUUGGAGGGGAAGCGAUUGGUUAUGUUGAUCUUGCGUUUGGUUGGAUGGCUAAUUUGAUCGGCAUAUUGGAGGAGAUAAUUGACUUGAAAUUAGUCGAUGCGGAGAAAUUUCCGUUUUUGUCGGCGUGGAUGAGCAACUUCUACGAUGAUCCUGCAAUAAAAGAAUUUUGGCCAAAUCGAGACAGAAUGGUCGAGAAAUUUAAGGCGAUGCGUGAAUUGCACCUCAAUAAAGUUGCGUGAAACCGACCGAACUCCUGGUUCAGUUUGUACGACUAAUAAUGGUUUCACUUUUGAAUGAUUUUGUACCUCAAUAAUGCAAUCUUGAUAAGUAGAUGAUACUAUGAGAUCGUCUAGCAAUUCGGUUUAUUUCAGGUUUGGUUUUUUAAAACAUGUUCGUUUCUCAAUGUAAAAUUGAUGAAGCUUGAUUGUCUCGAAUAAAUUUGUGCGUUGUGACA
Erythranthe guttata (spotted monkey flower) is the source of this 923-nucleotide messenger RNA. The record is from RefSeq and is a predicted model, not a curated record. Lineage: Eukaryota; Viridiplantae; Streptophyta; Magnoliopsida; Lamiales; Phrymaceae.